AGGACUCUCUAAAGGAACUCAUGUAGCGCGAUGCCGCCUUGUUCGGACUCAAGGAGGGAACCAAAACGGCCAAGUUCAUUUGCUUUAAUUGAACCGGAUAGCAAGAGUUUUCUUUUUUGACGUUUUGAACUAAGCUGGAUGUGAGACCCCUGGGCCAUGGCGAGCGAGGUAGUGUGUGGACUCGUCUUCAGGCUGCUGCUGCCGUUUUGCUUGGCGGCAGCAUGUAUGUUCAGGUACAAUGGUCUCUCCUUGGUCUACCUAAUCUACCUCCUCCUCAUCCCGCUGUUUCCCGAGCCCACAACCAAAACUAUGCAAGGCCACACUGGGCGUUUGCUGAAGUCUCUGUUCUUUGCCAGUAUGACCUUCCUUGUGUUCCACAUCAUCUACCAAAUCACAGUCAACAGUCUGCUGGCAGGAAACACUAUCAGGCCUGACUUUAACUGUACGCUGUGGGAGAAGUCUAUACGACAGAUUGGAUUUGAGAGUGUUGUAGGGGCAGAUGCAAGCAAUGGCAUCCGGGUGUUUAUUCCAGACAUUGGCAUGUUCAUGGUAGGCCUGGGCACCUGGCUGCUGUGUAGGAGUCUAGAGCAGAAGAGGCCGUCGGAAGACAUGGCCCAGUACAACCAUGACUUUGAGGCAGAAUAUCAGGAGGAGGAGAGUGAAGAGAAGCGGGACCUUGAUGAUGAAAAUGACGAGAUGCUCUUUGAUGAGGACUUUGAUGCUGAAGAUGAGGCAGAGGAAGAGGAUGAUGGCCUGGAGGAGGAAGAAGAGGGUGAGGAAGUGAAGGAGAGUGCUAAGAUGAAGGUCCUGCGCAUAGUUGCAGGAGUGGCCUCUAAAGUGAAGGAUGUCAUUGGUAACCUCAUCACCACAGCAGGGAAGGUGGUGGUGACUAUAUUGCUGGGCCUAACAGGUAUGAUGCUGCCCUCUCUGACCUCAGCUGUCUACUUCUUUGUCUUCCUGGCCCUGUGCACAUGGUGGUCUUUUUGCCGGACUUUUGACACCCUCCUUUUCAGUUGCCUGUGUGUGCUGAUGGCCAUCUUCUCUGCCGGCCAUCUCAUUGUCCUCUACCUCUACCAGUUCCAGUUUCUCCAGGACAGCAUCCCGCAUAAUGACAGCUACAUCAGUGUGUUUGGCAUUUCCUCUAUAGUUCAGACAGACUGUGUGUCCACUUGGAGGUUCAAUGUGAAUUCCAGCCUGAAGUGGUACCAUUUUGUCAAUCCCAUCAUGCUCCUGGUACUGUACUACACACUGGCCACGUUGAUCCGUCUCUGGCUGCAGGACCCCAUGAUCACGGAGAAUGAGGAAGAGGAAAUGAAUGAAAACAGUGAUGCACAAACAGCAAACAGGAGGAGGCACUUGUGGUGGAUGGCACAUCAGAGGACUGAGGAGAAAAACCUACUGUCCACUCAGGAUGGUUACAGCACCUCUGAGGCAGCAAUAGUGAACUCCAAUGGGACAUCUUUUGGCUAUGUCUCCACCCAGAAUUCAGAGAAUGGACCAGUCAGCUUAGACCUCUACUCCACUCCUAAGUAUAAAGUGGACCAAACCAACAUUGUCGAUGACCAGAAGGAUGGAGAGAUAUAUGAAGUAGUGGAGGUGCCACAGGAAGAGGAAGAGGAGAAGACGGAAGACAGUGAGCAGGCCAGCAGCCCUGGAGCUUUUGUCAAAGUCUUCAGGUUCAUCAUGAAGCAGAGCUAUGUCUGUGCUCUCAUUGCCAUGAUGGCUUGGAGCAUUACAUACGUGAGCUGGUUGACGUUUGUGUUUCUGUUGUGGUCCUGCGCCUUAUGGAUGGUGCGAGAUAGGAGGAAGUAUGCCAUGCUGAGCUCACCCUUCAUGGUGGCCUAUGGUAACCUGUUGCUGGUGCUGCAGUAUAUUUGGAGCUUUGAACACCUAAACCAGGUCCCCGGCCUUUUCCCCAAAACGGAGGUGCCCUUCACUGCUCUCGGUUCUAAGGUGCUGUGUCUGCUGAGUUUCUGGUUGCUGUUGCAUCAGACCCUGACUGAACGGCAGGACAGGCUGAAAGAGGAAGAAGCUCUUUCUGAAGUUACAGUUGACUCUGAGAAGAAGGAGGUGGAGAAGCCAGAGGAAGAGGAUGGCAGGGAGAAUGACCUGAUGCAGGUUGUGGGAAAACUUGUGAUGGCCAUGCUGGUGAAGUACUGGAUCUACAUCUGUGGCGGCAUGUUCUUCUUCGUCAGCUUCGAGGGACGCAUUGUAAUGUACAAGAUCAUCUACAUGAUGCUGUUGCUCUUCUGUGUAGCCCUCUAUCAGGUACAUUAUGAGUGGUGGCGCAGGAUCCUGAAGUACUUCUGGAUGUCGGUGGUGGUGUACACCAUGCUGGUAGUCAUCCUUAUCUACACCUGCCAGUUUGAGGCCUCUAUACCCAUCUGGUCCAACAUUACAGGCAUAAGUGUAGCUAAACUGAAUGAUCUGGGCUUGGAGAGGUUCUCCUUAGGUGAUCUGUUUACCCGGAUCUUCAUCCCCACUUCUUUCCUUUUAGUGUGCAUUCUUCACCUGCAUUACUUCCAUGAGCACUUCCUCGAGCUCACCGACCUCAAAGCUGUGGCUGCCAAACAUGACAGUGCCAUCUAUAGACUUGCCCAUCCGGAUGGGAGCUUGGCAGACCUCACCAUGAUGAGCUCCUCCCCUGAGCCCUUACUGAAAGAGGAGAGAGAGAAAGAGGUGCUGGUGGUGGAGGCCAUAGUGGAGGAGAAAAAGAAGGAGGGGUCGGUUCACCUAUCCAGCCAUGAAGGGAGUCAACAGUGCAGCAUGGCUACAGAUCCGGAAAUCCCAUCAGAACAAAGCUCAGAUCUGAAGAGCAAGUGGCACUUGGUGGUGGAUCGUCUGACUGUGCUGUUUUUGAAGUUCCUGGAGUACUUCCACAAACUGCAGCUUUUCAUAUGGUGGCUGCUGGAGAUCCACAUCAUCAAGAUUGUGUCUUCCUACAUCAUUCUGGUGUCUGUUACAGAGGUGUCUCUGCUGAAUUAUGUGUUUCUGGCCUCGUGGGCCUUCGCUCUGCCCUACCGUCAGUUCCGCCCAUUGGCCUCCAGUAUCUGCACUGUGUGGACCUGUGUCAUCAUCAUCUGCAAAAUGUUGUACCAGCUACAGACCAUACGACCAGAAACAUACUCCAAAAAUUGCUCAAUGCCUACAAACUACAGUGACCAGGCGAUAGAUUACAUGAAGAUGUCUCUACUGUACAGUGAGCCAGUGGACCCUGCAAACUGGGUUGGACUGAAGAAGUUUGAACAUCUCUUGAUAAAUCUGAGGAAUAACUUGCUAAUACUGGCCAUCUUGGCUUUUGAAGUGACCAUCUACAGACAUCAGGAGUAUUUCCGGCUACACAACAAACUCUCCGCUCCCCCUUCUAGAACCAUUUUUCAUGAUAUUACUCGCCAACACCUUGACAAUGGUAUUGUCAACUGCAUCAAAUACUUCAUCAACUACUCCUUCUACAAGUUUGGGGUAGAGGUGUGUUUCCUGCUAGCAGUGAAUGUGAUUGGCCAGCGGAUGGACUUCUACUCCAUGCUGCAUGCCAUAGCACUGGCAGCAGUGAUGUACCGGCGCAGGAGGAAGGCCAUUGCUGAGAUUUGGCCCAAAUAUUGCUGCUUCCUGGCCUGCGUGAUCACCUUCCAAUAUUUUGUUUGUAUAGGCAUCCCACCAGCAGCUUGUAAAGACUAUCCCUGGAGGUUUCCUAACUCAACAGCUUCUAACGUCAUUAAGUGGUUCUAUCUGCCUGAUUUCCGCACCAAACCAAACCCCAAGUUUCUCCUCUAUGACUUCAUGUUGCUGCUGAGUGCCUCUCUGCAGCGACAGGUGUUUGAUGAGGAGAACAAGGCAGCGGUGCGUUUGUUGGCAGGAGACAAUGUGGAGAUCUGCCGAGAUCUAGACGCCGCCUCUUUUAGUGUGCACAACCCUGUGCCAGACUUCAUACACUGCAGGUCAUAUCUGGACAUGUUUAAGGUGAUUGUGUUCAGCUACCUGUUCUGGUUUGUCCUCACCAUCAUCUUCAUCACGGGCACCACACGCAUCAGUAUCUUCUGUAUGGGCUACCUGGUGGCCUGCUUCUACUUCCUGCUCUUUGGGGGAGAGCUACUCCUGAAACCAAUCAAAAAGAUCCUGCGCUACUGGGAUUUCUUGAUAGCCUACAACGUCUUUGUUAUCACAAUGAAGAACGUCUUUUCUAUUCUUGCGUGUGGCUGUAUCAGCCACCUGAUAGCGAAAUCCUGCUGGCUGAUACAAUUGCUGAGUCUGGCCUGCACCAUCAAAGAAUAUGAAGACCUGCCAGUCUCCAGUACUGACUGUGACUUGCCCCGGGAUGAAGCAGGGAUCAUCUGGGACAGCAUUUGUUUCAGCUUCCUGCUACUGCAGCGACGCGUCUUCAUGAGCUACUACUUCUUGCACGUGGUAGCUGAUAUCCGCGCUGGACAGAUACUAGCUUCUAGAGGAGCAGAGCUGUUCCAGGCUUCCAUAGUGAAGGCAGUGAGAGCUCGAAUAGAGGAGGAGAACAAAUCCAUGGAACAGCUCAAGAGACAGAUGGACCGCAUUAAGACCCGGCAGCAGAAGUUUAAGAAGGGGAAGGAGAAGAUGCUGAGCAUGGCCCAGGAAUCUGGAGACGGGCAGAACCUUAUCCCACCCGAAGGAGAAGACGAUGAUGGAGCAGAGAAAGAGAAAACCAAGGCCAAAAAAAAGCAGUGGUGGAGGCCUUGGGUUGACCAUGCUUCCAUGGUGAGGAGUGGGGAUUAUUACCUGUUUGAGACUGACAGCGAAGAGGAGGAAGAAGAGGAAGAGAAAAAAGAGGACGAACCUCCCAAGAAAUCAGCUUUCCAGCGAGCGAUUGGAAAGUUUGCCUCAGCUGUCCUGGCUUUGCCCAGGUCUAUCAUAAAACUGCCCAAAACUAUCCUGCAGUAUAUUAUCAGGGCAGCCAAGUUUGUAUACCACGCGUGGGUCACAGACUCCAAAACGGCACUGAAAGAGCGAAGCAAGGAGAGGCGCCAUUUCUGGAGAAGAUACGGUAGAGGGCAUAAACAUCAAAAGGACAGGAAAGAAGAUGCAUUUUUAUGUGUGUCAGGGCAUGUAGCAAUCGAGGUAGGGGAUGAUGAACAACAGACCACAGAGGAGAAGAAAGAAGGGCCAGACAACAUCAUUAAGAGGGUUUUCAACAUAAUCAAAUUCACGUGGGUGCUGUUCCUGACCACACUGGACAGCCUGACUGUGUGGAUCAACUCCAUCUGUAAAGAGUACAUUGAUAUCUCCACUGUCCUUCGCAUUGAACGCUGUAUGCUCACCAGAGAGGUCAAAAAGGGUAAUGUGCCAUCACGUGAGAGCAUCCAUGUGUACUACCAGAAACAGAUGCGUCUAAAUGCGUCCCGGGAGUCAGGGCUAGACAGGAUCAGCGAGGAGGAUUCAACUUCAGGCUCUCAAAGGGUCCGUCGCAGACGCAGGGGCUACACUAUGGAGAGCCAAGACUCUGUGAUGUCCAGAGACAGCAUCUCAAGCGCAUACACAGAGGCCACCAUGCUCUUUUCCCGCCAGUCCACACUGGAUGACCUGGACGAUAUGCCUCAGAAUGUGCCCAAAACAAGCGAGCGUGCUCGGCCCAAACUGCGCAAAAUGUAUGGCCUGGACAUGUCCAACUCAUCCGGGGACAGCGGCAGCAGUGCCAUCUCCAGUGAAGCCACUCAGUGCAUCACUUUAUUCUCACGGCAAGGCACCAGUGACACUAUCGAGGAGGCGGAGGAUGAGCAGGACCAUGCGCAGACCAAACGGGAAAGUCCUAAACAAGUCGAGGAACGAGAGGAAGGCCCUUGGAGCUCCAUGAAGCCUGAACCAGAGCAGGAGCCCAAACUAGAGCAGGAGCUUGAAGUAGAGCAGGAGCUUGAACCAGAGCAGGAGCCUAAACUAGAGCAAGAGUUUGAACCAGAGCGGGAGCUUGAGACAGAGCAGGAGCUUGAGCCAGAGCAGGAGCCUGAGCCAGAGCAGGAAAUUGAACCUGGGCAGGAGCUUGAACCAGAGCAGGAGCCUGAACCAGAGCAAGGGCCCGAUCCAGAGCAGGAAAUCGAACUAGGGCAGGAGCUUAAACCAGAGCAAGGGCCCAAACCAGACCAGGAGCUUGAACCAGAGCAGGAACCUGAAGAAAAAGCCCCUGGACAAAUUGAAUGGGAACCUGAAGAUCAGCAGGAUGAGGAGCAGUACAGGAUGGAGCAAGAAGCCGGAGAUCAGAGCCCCAGGAGGACUGACGGUGAGUCUUCUGGCCCAGAAUACAUAUCUGCAGAUCGGGGAGCUGGCCAGCUCUUUACCCCUGACACAGAUGCCCCCAACACGUCUGAUGCAGAUGUACCGCCCAGCUAUAGCAAGGCCGUAAGCUUUGACAGGCUGUCAGUAAGUUCGGAGGAAAGUGACAACGACAAGAGGCUGAUGCUGAUGACCUCGGACAGCAGGUCAGACUUGGACGACUCACUGCUGCCUUCACAGACCACCGAGCUCACUGCCAGCGAGCUGCUCCUCAACAAAAUGUUCUAUGACGAGGAGCUUGAAGGCUCUGAGCGGUUCUACAAGUCCCAGCCACUGGGUCUACAGCUGUGCUAUGCCCUCUACAACCUGCUGGUGGCGCACUCUGAAAUGGUCUGCUACCUGGUCAUCAUCCUAAACCACAUGAUCUCGGCCUACAUGGCAACGCUGGUGUUGCCCAUCCUCAUCUUUCUGUGGGCCAUGCUCUCUGUGCCACGGCCCAGCAAACGCUUCUGGAUGACCGCCAUCGUGUACACAGAGGUUACCAUUGUCAUCAAAUACUUCUUCCAGUUCAGUUUCUUCCCCUUCAACCAGAACCUAGCGGACAGAAAUAAGCCGUACCACCCCCCCAACAUCAUUGGGGUUGAGAAAAAAGAUGGCUACGUCCAUUAUGACCUUGUCCAGCUGCUUGCCCUCUUCUUCCAUCGCUCUAUUCUCAAGUGCCAUGGUUUAUGGGAUGAUGAUGACCCCAAAGCAACAAAGAAAGACCACUCCCUUCAUCGUGACGAGUCUGAGGAUGAAGAGAUGACAACGAAGGUGAUCCCAGCUGAGGAAGAGAAGAAGAGCUUGUCCACUCACUCCAUGAAGUCCAUCAACAUGGGCACCUCAGUUGACUCCAUGCAGGUGCACGUACAUAUGCGCUUCCCUGAGCAGCGCACGUACCAGCGACGCAAAAGCUCCAGCGGGGUCUCACAUGUGUCCCGCAAUUCGUCUCUGCGCUCAAAGAGAGGCAGCACGAGUACAAGAAACAGCAUUCGCAGAGAGGGCAGCGAGGCCGGCGUGCAGCCAAAGAGCCGCAAAGAGCUUAUCAUCGAGAAGAUUCGAGAGCAGCUUAUCAAAGCCAAGGUCUUUCUCCUUAGGAAAGCGAUGGAGAUCUACCUGCCCAUUCGUCAGUUCUUCUAUAAUCUGAUCCAUCCUGAAUAUAGCGCUGUGACAGACGUCUAUGUCCUUAUGUUCUUGGCGGACACCGUUGACUUCAUUAUCAUUGUUUUUGGCUUCUGGGCUUUCGGGAAACAUCAAGGAGGAGCAGAUAUUACGUCUUCGCUGUCCGAAGACCAGGUGCCAGGAGCGUUCCUGGUCAUGGUCCUGAUUCAGUUUGGGACAAUGGUGGUGGACCGGGCCCUGUACCUCCGCAAAACUGUAAUGGGAAAAGUGAUUUUUCAGGUCAUCCUAGUGUUCGGCAUCCACUUCUGGAUGUUCUUCAUCCUCCCAGGGGUGACAGAGAGGCGUUUCAGCCAGAACACCGUAGCCCAGCUGUGGUACUUUGUGAAGUGUAUUUACUUCGGCCUCUCAGCCUAUCAGAUCCGCUGUGGUUACCCCACUCGUGUGCUGGGCAACUUCCUGACCAAAAGCUACAACUAUGUCAACCUCUUCCUCUUCCAAGGGUUCCGUUUGAUUCCGUUCCUGACGGAGCUACGGGCCGUGAUGGACUGGGUGUGGACAGACACCACGCUCAGCUUGUCCAGUUGGAUCUGUGUAGAGGACAUUUACGCCCACAUCUUUGUGCUUAAGUGCUGGAGGGAGUCAGAGAAGCGUUAUCCUCAGCCACGAGGCCAGAAGAAGAAGAAGGUGGUGAAGUAUGGGAUGGGUGGUAUGAUUGUGAUGUUGCUGAUCUGCAUUGUCUGGUUCCCCCUACUCUUCAUGUCUCUAGUUAAAUCUGUGGCCGGUGUCGUCAACACACCUCUGGAUGUCUCUGUCAGUCUCACACUCGGAGGAUUCCAGCCAAUCUUCACAAUGAGUGCUCAGCAGAAAAACCUGAACAACGUCACAGAGGAAGAAUUUCGUUCUUUCCUUAAACUGUAUAGUAAAGAUUCUACAGCCUUGCAGUUUCUUGAGGCAUAUGUGCAUCAGGAUCUUACUAUAGCUCACCUUGAGGGAAACUCCAACUCACUGUGGACCAUCAGCCCACCCAGCAGGAAAAACCUGAUAGAAAGGCUGGCCCCAGAUGUCGAAUUCCCUUUAACCAUGACCUGGUCUAUACAGAGGAACAUGAGUUUAGGAGCCAAAGCAGAAGUGGCAACAGGCAAACACAUCAUCACCUUGGACCAGGAAACAAAAGAAAACCUUAAGAAAAUACUGCGGAAUGAUUCUGAAGCGAAAGAUAAAGUGCUCAUCAAAAACAUUUUUCCAAGAUAUCUUCGGGCACCUAGUGAUUCCAACACCAAACCCAUUGAGCAGCUGAGUGCAGAUUUCGAAAAUAUUGACCUGUCUCUGAAACGAGGGAACGGCAGUGAAGGAAACCCUCAAGAAUGGUGGACUGUGAACCAGAGCAACGCAGGCUCCAUCAAGCUGAAAUCUGUCAACUAUUCCCAGGGUUUGGAGCUCUAUAUCUUCAGCGAUCAGGUCAGCCCUCCGAGCUUGGGCUUUCUGGCUGGAUACGGCAUCAUGGGUCUGUACAUGUCCGUUGUACUGGUGAUUGGCAAGUUCGUACGUGAGUUCUUCAGUGGAAUCUCGCACACAAUUAUGUUCGAGGAGCUGCCCAACGUGGACCGCAUCCUCAAACUCUGCACCGACAUCUUCCUCGUGCGAGAGACUGGAGAGCUGGACCUGGAGGAAGAUCUCUAUGCUAAGCUCAUCUUCCUCUAUCGCUCUCCAGAGACAAUGAUCAAAUGGACCAGAGAAAAAAAACAGUGAAGAUGAUGGUGAUGGUAGUAAGAAAUGGCAGGGAAAAGGACACUGAUCACAUGGCAUGAAGACAUGGAACAUGGAAAAGCACCAGGCUGUGUGUCGGACCAUGCUGCUGCCUAUGUGUAUUUGUUUAACAGGUGGACAGUACAGCAGCCAAUAGCUACGAUUAGUAAUUGUAGCUGCACCUUACUUGACCAUACACAAAGUACCAUGCAGCGUGCAGUAGCCGCCCAGUGAGAGAUGCCUGAUCUGCGGCUACUUGUAUUUUUAAGGGCUUUUAAUGGACAUGAAGUCUUCCUGUCAUGCAUAAAAAUUGCAAAACUUUUCACAACUGGGAAUGCAUGAGCCAAGGAGGCGGUCCAUCAUGACCAUGCGCUGAUUGACAGGCGAGUCAACAAAUCCCAGUGUGAUUACAUUCAGAGACUUUUAAAGUGUUAAGAACUGAUUUUUAAGAGACCUAUUUAUCAAGCUUUUUUCCUGAAGAGGAGAGAGACAACUUCUGGUUUUGCAGAAGUUUGAAGAAAAUCAACACCAACAGCAAUCACCUGAAAAUAUUCACUUGCCUUAUUUAGUUUAUACAAAUAACUGCAUUUUCAUUCACCAUCCUUUUCUCAGGAACACACACCAGUCAUUUCUUUACGAGAUGUUCGCUUUUUCCAAUGCGCGUUAGGGUAGAGCCGCAAAAUAGAUACAUGCAAAUAGAUGGCGUCUAUGGAGGGAGAAAACAAGGCACAUAUCAUGAUGAUGCAAUGCUGAUUACUGAUUGUUUGUGGCUGGUCGACAGUGAUGGAGCAUGAACUCUUCAUAGGUGGCUACUGUAAUGCUAUUUAUGCUGUACAAGACUUGGGAGUUCUUGUGUUGGUCAGACAGAAAGAUAUAGGACCAUAUGUGAAGUUGAGAUAAUGACUAGUUGCUUAUAUUAAAAGGGUGAAGCAAUAUGAAAAUACAUUAUUAAAAGACGGGCGGGAAAGUGUAAUACGUUAAUUUGUAUAUAUAUCCAGUUUAAUGAGCAGGAAAGGUCUGUUUUUGAAUGUAUCAUGAUUACAUGAAUAUAAUGGUGCAGCGACAGACAACAACAAAAAAUUGGUGUUGUUUUGAAUAUGACCUCCAGCGUUCUAAUGCAAUCAUGAAGACAUCAUAAGAAAGCUGGGAGUAAUGAGAAGAGCUUUAUCAGAUGUGAUUUUGAAUGAAAAAACACCUCUUACGUUUCUAUGCAUUAUUUAAAGCGACUGUAGCAUGAGAGAAUACUUACUAUUUGACUUGAGACAUUUUCAUUACAUCACAUGUACAUAAGCUUUUACAGGGACAAAGAAAUGUGAAAUUAUUAGGUUUACUAUGUAAUGGUACGAAAGGAUGGAAAACAAGGAGCUGAACAAGAGCAAUGACCUCCAAAUAAAGCACAUAUUAGAAGGGCACUGUUAUUUUCCUUUUUUCAACCUGAUUAAACCUGUCGGAUCUGUAGCGUACAGUCGAUUAUCACGGACAGGAAUUUUGAGUCAUUUCCCUCUUUCCUACUUAGUAAAAAAACAACUCACAACACAUUUAUAAUAGAAAGUAGUGGGCAUUUGCUUCAGAUGAGGUAAACCCUGAAGCAGUCCUUUGCUUAUGUGCAUACUGUGUAGAGGUAUGCAACAAAAAAAAAUCUGUCGGACACAAGUUAGACGCAUACACAGGAACUUAUGAUGUCGGAAGCUGCAGUAAAUCUGUUUAACUGGAGUCUAGAGAAGGAUGCAGAAGUGUGGUGCUGAUAGCAUUUUCGAUAUCUUAAACAAUCCCCUGCUCUGCUGCACCCCACUAAUGCACUCUUACAUCAAAGACCUAUUGGAAAAAGCAUCAGCAACAGCAGUUGCAUACAUUAAUGAUGAACUAAAGAUGGAAUAGGGUGGGAGUUCAGCUCCAUACUCUACACCCUCAUCAAAUAUAAAUAGGAACAAAAAAG
Messenger RNA from Colossoma macropomum (tambaqui), 11074 nucleotides. RefSeq names its product piezo-type mechanosensitive ion channel component 2. Gene Ontology annotation, biological process: cellular response to mechanical stimulus; regulation of membrane potential; detection of mechanical stimulus. Gene Ontology annotation, molecular function: mechanosensitive monoatomic ion channel activity; monoatomic cation channel activity. The transcript is spliced from 54 exons. The record is from RefSeq and is a predicted model, not a curated record. NCBI's taxonomy places the organism in Eukaryota, Metazoa, Chordata, Actinopteri, Characiformes, Serrasalmidae. Gene Ontology annotation, cellular component: plasma membrane. Bases 157 to 9141 code for a protein of 2994 amino acids.